Messenger RNA from Pelobates cultripes (western spadefoot toad), 35271 nucleotides. NCBI's taxonomy places the organism in Eukaryota, Metazoa, Chordata, Amphibia, Anura, Pelobatidae. The record is from the annotation of a GenBank genome assembly.
GAAAUAGGCCUUUUGCAUAGAUAGAAAAAGUCUUAGAUCUUUGAGCUAAGCUCAUGAAAAAUGGGGACAGAAACAAAAAAGUGUUGCAUUUAUUAAUUGUGUUCAGUGUAGAUAGACAGACAGAUAAAAGGCCAUAUUGGACCUUUUGCUUAAGUGAUCAACGACAACGAUUUAUUUCAGAUAAAUGUGAAAGGUUUGCUUUAGGCACUAUUAACUCACUUCUGACUUUUCUCCCAUUGAUUUGGCAUUGUAACUACAGCAACUACAGCAACUAUGGCACCUACAACAACGACAGCCAGCGCAGCAGUUCCCGGAUGGGGAGUUGCUCUCAUAGUUCUGUGUUCUGUGGCUGUCUUCCUCCUUUUGGUCGGCAUUUGUUUUAUAGUAAGUAGAAAGCCUCUUUUGAGGGUAAAAUCAGAUCAAAGUUGGUGAAUUCUUCCUAAUUUUAAUUUAAUUUGUUUAGUUUCCUUGUAAAUACAAUCCGCAGUUUGGAGCAUGUAAUGUGUGCUAUUUUGCCAAAAGGAUUAGGAAGCUGAUUGUAAAAUGUGAGCUAAAAGAACAAUUUCUUUUCCAUCUGACAAUGUUUCUCCAUUUCAUUCUCUCCGAUCCACGUUCCCUAUUUCAAUAAUAAAUUCUCUCUGAUCCACGUUCCCUAUUUCAAUAAUUAAUUCUCUCUGAUCCACGUUCCCUAUUUAAAUAAUUAAUUCUCUCUGAUCCACGUUCCCUAUUUCAAUAAUUAAUUCUCUCUGAUCCACGUUCCCUAUUUCAAUAAUUAAUUCUCUCUGAUCCGCGUUCCCUAUUUCAAUAAUUAAAUCUCUCUGAUCCACGUUCCCUAUUUCAAUAAUUAAUUCUCUCUGAUCCACGUUCCCUAUUUCAAUAAUUCAUUCUCUCUGAUCCACGUUCCCUAUUUCAAUAAUUAAUUCUCUCUGAUCCACGUUCCCUAUUUCAAUAAUUAAUUCUCUGAUCCACGUUCCCUAUUUCAAUAAUUAAUUCUCUCUGAUCCACGUUCCCUAUUUCAAUAAUUCAUUCUCUCUGAUCCACGUUCCCUAUUUCAAUAAUUAAUUCUCUCUGAUCCACGUUCCCUAUAUCAAUAUUUCAUUCUCUCUGAUCCACGUUCCCUAUUUCAAUAAUUCAUUCUCUCUGAUCCACGUUCCCUAUUUCAAUAAUUAAUUCUCUCUGAUCCACGUUCCCUAUUUCACUAAUUCAUUCUCUCUGAUCCACGUUCCCUAUUUCAAUAUAAUUCCUCUCUGAUCCACGCUUCCCUAUUUCAAUAAUUUUCUCUGAUCCACGUUCCCUAUUUCAAUAAUUAAUUCUCUCUGAUCCACGUUCUAUUUCACAAUUUCUAAAUAUUUCAUUCUCUCUGAUCCGUUCCCUAUUUCAAUAGUAAUUUUCUGAUCCACGUUCCCUAUUUCACUACCCAUUCUCUCUGAUCCCGCUCCUAUUUCAAUACCACUCCUCUGAUCCCGCCCUAUAUCAAUAUUUCUUCUCUCUGAUCCACGUUCCUAUUUCAAUAAUUAACUACUUUUCACUCUCUGAUCCACGUUCCCUAUUUCACUAAUUCAUUCUCUCUGAUCCACGUUCCCUAUUUCAAUAAUUCAUUCUCUCUGAUCCACGUUCCCUAUUUCAAUAAUUAAUUCUCUCUGAUCCACGUUCCCUAUAUCAAUAUUUCAUUCUCUCUGAUCCACGUUCCCUAUUUCAAUAAUUCAUUCUCUCUGAUCCACGUUCCCUAUUUCAAUAAUUAAUUCUCUCUGAUCCACGUUCCCUAUUUCACUAAUUCAUUCUCUCUGAUCCACGUUCCCUAUUUCAAUAAUUAAUUCUCUCUGAUCCACGUUCCCUAUUUCAAUAAUUAAUUCUCUGAUCCACGUUCCCUAUUUCAAUAAUUAAUUCUCUCUGAUCCACGUUCCCUAUUUCACUAAUUCAUUCUCUCUGAUCCACGUUCCCUAUUUCAAUAUUUCAUUCUCUCUGAUCCACGUUCCCUAUUUCAAUAAUUAAUUCUCUCUGAUCCACGUUCCCUAUUUCACUAAUUCAUUCUCUCUGAUCCACGUUCCCUAUUUCAAUAAUUAAUUCUCUCUGAUCCACGUUCCCUAUUUCAAUAUUUCAUUCUCUCUGAUCCACGUUCCCUUUUUGCUAUCUUUCAUUCUCUCUGAUCCACAUUCCCUAUUUCAAUAUUUCAUUCUCUCUGAUCCACGGUGUCUAUUAGACUUCGAGAUUUCUUGCGCUCCAAACUGUAAUUUGUCCGAAUAUUGGACCCGAUUGAGUGAUUGUUCGAAUUCCCGAACUCCAAGCUCUGCCCUACUCCAAUAGCGUCUCUUUGAUUUCCAAGCAAGGCAUAGCUCCAGAAUUUUCUAAUUUCUGUUGAGUUUCGCUAUAAAUCAGGAGGCCCUGUAUUGGUAAAUUCAGCUUUUAGUUCUGUUCAAGAAUGAAAUAAACCCAGCUAUAAAUUAUUAAUUCCAUUUAUGUUUGGCAGCCAUUUGAUUCCUUAUUUGUUUGGUCCAACUAGAGCUAUGAGUUUUGAGUGCUAGAGAUAUUAUUCCUACUUUUUUCUCUCAUAUCACGCACUUUUCUACUUUCCGAGCUAUAACAUUGGUUUUCUUUAUUUAAUUUUUUUCAGAUCAUUGCUCAGCGGAACUAGUGCAGAACAUCAACAAAGAUGAACUCUCAAAGCCUAGCAUCUCGGUGUUUACCUGCUAGUGUUAAUCUCUCUCUAUUUUGGGCGUUUUGGAUUUACCAUAGAGGUGGCUUCUUGCCGUAUGACAUGGGAAGAGACGCAGUAUUACAUUGUGUAACUUCAGUAACUGUGUAUUAUGAAUAUGAAUAAAAUAUAAACUGACUUACCAAUGAGCAUAUGGUGUUACAUAUCAAAGUAAAUAAAUAAAUGAUGUGAUAGGGAUAAAUAUAGUGAGUUUGUCCAAACUCUUUGAAUAUGGCACAUUUUCGAGGCUAUUCAUUCUGAGAGGGGGGGAUUCGGAGGGAUUAAUGACAAUUUCGGAUUACAUUAUUAUUAAGCCGUAGGACAGAAAGGCAAAAUAUAAUUAGAAAAUCACACAUUAUCAGGACAGGCUCAGACAGCGCUGGGUUUAUUUCUAAUGUAGGGGAUCUGACUGCACGUUAUCAGGACAGGCUCAGACAGCGCUGGGUUUAUAUCUAAUGUAGGAGAUCUGACGUUAUCAGGACAGGCUCAGACAGCGCUGGGUUUAUAUCUAAUGUAAGGGAUCUGACUGCACGUUAUCAGGACAGGCUCAGACAGCGCUGGGUUUAUAUCUAAUGUAGGGGAUCUGACUGCACAUUAUCAGGACAGGCUCAGACAGCGCUGGGUUUAUUUCUAACAUAAGGGAUAUGACUGCACGUUAUCAGGACAGGCUCAGACAGCGCUGGGUUUAUAUCUAAUGUAGGGGAUCUGACGUUAUCAGGACAGGCUCAGACAGCGCUGGGUUUAUAUCUAAUGUAGGGGAUCUGACUGCACGUUAUCAGGACAGGCUCAGACAGCGCUGGGUUUAUGAAAAUAAUAAGAGAAAGGCUGCGCACACAAGUAGAAAUAAAGUCCAAUGUAAAGGAAAGUCCCAAUGUUUUAUCCUUACAGAUGGUCUUUGCUAAUGACGUCUUCUCUUAAUGUAGCGGUUCCACUUAUAUGAAAGAAAAAAGAGGAGAGAGAAGGGCGACCAAUAGUGUAGUAUAUAAAAUUCUGGUGUGAACAUAAAAGAAUAAUAAUAUAGAACUCACAUUUGCCAGAGCUAUUGUCCUAGCGCUGGGUUUAUAUCUAAUGUAGGGGAUCUGACUGCACGUUAUCAGGACAGGCUCAGACAGCGCUGGGUUUAUAUCUAAUGUAGGGGAUCUGACCGCACAAUGUUGGAUGUUCUAUACUAAGAGAGACAUGUUGGAUAUUCUAUACUAAGACAGACGUGUUGGAUGGUCUAUACUAAGAGAGACGUGUUGGAUGGUCUAUACUAAGAGAGACGUGUUGGAUGGUCUAUACUAAGAGAGACGUGUUGGAUGUUCUAUACUAAGAGAGACGCGUUGGAUGCUCUAUACUAAGUGAGACAUGUUGGAUGUCCUAUACUAAGACAGACGUGUUGGAUGUCCUAUACUAAGACAGACGUGUUGGAUGUUCUAUACUAAGAGAGAUGUGUUGGAUGUUCUAUACUAAGAGAGAUGUGUUGGAUGUUCUAUACUAAGACAUACAUGUUGGAAUAUCUAUACUAAGAGAGACACGUUGGAUGUUCUAUCCUAGAUUAGACAGAAAGAGGCUAAGCAAGUCAUAAGAGCCUCCAAAGCACACACAGAAGAGAAAAUAGCACAGUCAGUAAAAAAGGGUGGUAAAACAUUUUUUAGAUACAUAAAUGAGAAAAGUAAAGUAAAACAAGGAUUAGUUAGAUUAAAACAAAAGAAGGAAGGUAUGUAGAAAAGGUCUAGCUGAUUGUCUCAAUGAAUAUUUUUGUUCUGUAUUUACAGAUGAAAAUUAAGGAAAGGGGCCUCAGUUAGGAAAAAGGAUAAAUGAGUCAUUUAUUACACGUGAGUUUAAAGAGGAAGAGGUUCUAUUUCAACUGUCAAAAGUAAAGACAAAUAAGUCAAUGGGACCUGAUGGAAUACACCCAAAGCUAUUAAAAGAGCUUAGUGGUGUACUAGCAAAACCAUUAACAGAUUUAUUUAACCAAUCAUUGUUAACAGGAGUAGUCCCAGAAGAUUGGAAGUUAGCGAAUUUUGUGCCCAUUCACAAGAAAGGUAGUACGGAGGAGUUGGGCAACUAUAGGCCAGUAAGCCUUACUUCAGUAGUGAGGAAAGUAAUGGAAACCAUGUUAAAGGAUAGGAUUGAUGAACAUCUAAAAACACAUGGAUUUCAAAAUCAGAGACAACAUGGGUUUACUUCAUGGAGAUCAUGCUAAACUAAUCUUAUAGAUUUUUUUGAUUGGGUAACUAAAAUAAUAGAUCAGGGUGAUGCAGUAGAUAUUGCUUACCUAGAUUUCAGUAAGGCUUUUGACACUGUUGCACACAGAAGGCUUAUCAAUAAACUGCAAUCUUUAAGUUUGGAUUCCAAUAUUGUUGAAUGGGUUAGGCAGUGGCUGAGUGACAGGCAACAGAGGGUUGUAGUCAAUGGAGUAUAUUCAGAGCAAGUUCUAGUUACCAGUGGGGUACCUCAGGGAUCUGUACUUGGACCCAUUCUCUUUAAUAUUUUUAUUAGUGAUAUUGCAGAAGGUCUUUUUGCUGACGAUACUAAAAUUUGCAACAGGUUUGAUGUUCCAGGAGGGAUAAGCCAAAUGGCAAAUGAUUUAGAAAAAUUAGAAAAAUGGUCAGAGCUGUGGCAACUGACAUUUAAUGUGGAUAAGUACAAGAUAAUGCACCUUGGACGUAAAAACCCAAGGGCAGAGUAUAGGAUAUUUGAUACCCUACUAACCUCAACAUCUGAGGAAAGGGAUGUAGGAGUAAUUAUUUCUGAUGACUUAAAGGUAGGCAGACAAUGUAAUAGAGCAGCAGGAAAUGCUAGCAGAAUGCUUGGUUAUAUAGGGAGAGGUAUUAGCAGUAGAAUGAGGGAAGUGCUCAUGCCAUUGUACAGAACACUGGUGAGACCUCACUUGGAUUAUUGUACACAGUACUGGAGACCGUAUCUUCAGAAGGAUAUUGAUACCUUAGAGUGAGUUCAGAGAAGGGCUACUAAACUGGUUCAUGGAUUGCAGGAUAAAACUUACCAGGAAAUGUUAAAGGAUCUUAACAUGUAUAGCUUGGAGGAAAGACGAGACAGGGGGGAUAUGAUAGAAACAUUUAAAUACAUAAAGGGAAUCAACACAGUAAAGGAGGAGACUAUAUUUAAAGGAAGAAAAACUACCACAACAAGAGGACAUAGUCUUAAAUUAGAGGGACAAAGGUUUAAAAAUAAUAUCAGGAAGUAUUACUUUACUGAGAGGGUAGUGGAUGCAUGGAAUACCUUCCAGCUGAAGUGGUAGAGGUUAACACAGUAAAGGAGUUUAAGCAUGCGUGGGAUAGGCAUAAGGCUAUCCUAACUAUAAGAUAAGGCCAGGGACUAAUGAAAGUAUUUAGAAAAUUGGGCAGACUAGAUGGGCCGAAUGGUUCUUAUCUGCCGUCACAUUCUAUGUUUCUAUGUUAAGAGAGACGUGUUGCGUGUUCUAUACUAAGAGAGACAUGUUGGAUGCUCUAUAGUAAGAGAGACACGUUGGAUUUUCUAUAAUAAGAGAGACACAUUCGAUGUUCUAUAGUGAGAGAUAUGUGUUGGAUAGAGCUGAGCGAAGUCGGACUGUAAAGUUCGGGUUCGUACCAAACAUUACGGUUUUUGGACCCCGGACCCGAACACGGACAUAUCACUGUGUUCGGGUUGGAGUUCAGUAUUCAACAAUUUAAUGGCGCGUUUUGAAAGGCUGCAGAGCAGCCAAUCAACAAACGUUUGACUUGUGUGCCCUUAGAAGCGAUCACAGCCAUGCCUACUAAUGGCAUGGCUGAGAUUGGCCAGUGCAGCAUGUGACCCAGCCUCUAUAUAUAAGCUGGAGUCGCGUAGCGCCGCACGCACAUGAGCUCUUAUUAGUGAUGGGAGAGGAUGCUUCCGCUGAUAGAGACAGAUUAGGAAAUAAUUCUGCAAACUAGUACAUUAGUGGGGUGCACUUCAUAUCCGAGAGUCAAUAGAAGCUUCAAAUACAGCGGUUACAUCUGAGUUUUAAAAAGGCAAUUUUUUUGGUGCUAAAUAGUACAUUAGUGGGGUGUACUUCAUAUCUGACAGUCAAAUAGAAUCGUCAAAUACUGCGGUUACAGCGCAGUUGUAAACAUUUGAAUUGUUUUGCUGCUAAACUGCUAAAUAGUAAAUUUUGGGCGUGCUCUUCAUAUCUGAGAGUCAAAUAGAAGCGUUAAAUACUGCGGUUACAGUGCAGUUGUAAACAUUCUAAUUGUUUUGGUGCUAAACUGCUAAAUAAUACAUUUGGGGCGUGCUCUUCAUAUCUGAGAGUCAAAUAGAAGCGUCACAUACUGUGUUUACAGUGCACUUUGACAAUUUCCCAUUUUAUUUAUCCUAAGAAGUAAAUUUGGGGUGUGCACUUCAUGUCUGACAGUCAAAUAGAACCGUCAAAUACCAAUAUAACAAUAUUGUAAUUCGGGGGCAAUACCCUCACAAGUCAAACUGAGAGGUCAGUUUAUAGGGAAAACUGUUGCAUGGAUACAAUUCUAAAACAAUUUCCAUAUGUCCUUUGCAGAUUUUACAUGCUGGAAAAACACAGAUGCCAACUGCUGUGGCUUUCUGCAGUGUACAGACCGGCAAGGAGGGCAGGGUUGAGGAGUGGGUGGAAGAUGAUGUGGAGGAUGAUGAGGUCCAGACCCCACAUGGAAUCAAGAUCAUGCGAGUGACGUGUGCUGUUUGGAGGAAGAGGCGCUGGACACACAGAGGCACCAGCACAGCAUAAGAGGGAGCAGGGUGCAAAAGCUUUAGAAUUCCCACAGUUAUCCAAGUAACAGAUGGAGCCAUAAAAGGAAUCAUAACAGAUUUAAUGAGCCAUUCGCAGUUUCGCAGUCCAGUGAGUGAACCCAGACACUGUCUGGGCGGCGGUCGGACGACCGGGACCCAGUAUGCCUGAUGUUGAAGUAAGGAGUCAGAGUGAGGAAUGGAUUAGCAGGGUCUGGUGCAGGGUAACCGCACGCCCCCUGGUGUUGAGCAGCAGGGUUUGUGCGGCCACAUACCAGGACCCUGAUGCAGCUUCAGUAAAAAGAGUACUGGAUACCAGAAGCCAUCACCAGACUGAUCCGCAACUUGGAACAGGAGGCGACAUUCACUGUAGCGGCUGUGUGCGCCUUCGGUGUUCUCACCCUGCUGCUGCUCGCCUGUCUGCGCUGCAGCGUCACUUUGGCCUUCCCGCUCAUCGCUUCAUAUGCAACGUGCCCAUAAGGUGGAACUCCACCUUGCACAUGCUGGAGAGACUGUGCAAGCAGCAGCAGGCGAAAGUGGAGUUUCAGCUGCAGCACGCACAGGUCAGUCGCUCUUCACAAGACUUGCCCUCCAAUUGAUCAGAGUUAAAGGAUUUCAAGUGGACUCAUUACAAUUGUAGAGCCUCUAAAGAGUCCUUUAUUGUUAUUUGUCGUCACUACCAUCGGAAGUGGGUCAUUUGCGUGCCCGCUACCUUCCUUGCAUGUGGUAGCCGUUUCUCAGGCUCCCUCUCCGGAAUCAAACCCUGAUUCCCCAUUACCCGUGGUCACCAUUGUAGUCACAUUAAAUGGCAUCGAAAGUUGAUAUGGAUGACAUACGAAUGCGUUGUCGCCUUGUCGUUGGGGAGCCUAUUGAAAAAGUGCUCUAUCAUGAUGAGCUGGGUGAUCUCCUCCGGGAACUUGGCUUGAUGGGAGUUGAGCCAGUUCUGGAUGGCCCUUGUGAUGCGGCAUUCCCACUCCGCAUGGGAGUCCUUCUCCCCUUUCCGUGUCUCCCUAAACUUUUGGCGGUAUUGCUCGGGGGUGACCGCAUACCGGGCCAGGAGGAUUUGUGUAAUAAAGGGAUAGUCUCUGGUCUGCUCUUCUGGUACAGCCCGGUAAAUAUCUGCUGCCUUCCCCACCAAUUUGCUGGCCUGGAUGGUGACCCAGUCUUGGAGUAGGAACUGGCGCUCAAAGUCUUGUAAAAAGUCAUUGAUGCCUUCUUCUGCUUCCUUGAAGUCUUUGAAGGCAUUGUAUGGUAGCUUGUGGGCCAGGGUGCUUGUGCUUCCUGGUGCCCUCUGCUCCCUUCUUCCUUCAUCUGGGUUCAUGGAGGUCGACCUCUGUCUAUUGGCAAGGACAUAGGCUUGCACCUCUAAAAAGGUCCUGCUGACAAUCUCCUCUGAGGGUGGCUCUCGGUAAUAUGCCAGGCGCCGUUCCACCUCCUUGCGCACUUCCUCCUCAUCUCCGGCCCCUGGCUGGGGUUUGUUACCUCACUGCGUGCCUGGUUUUCCUCCAUGAGCACAGCAGUCAAUUCGGCCUUGUUAUGCCCACCAGGGAUUAUUCCCCUGGCUCCACACAAGUCCUGCAGUGUAGGUCACUUUAGAGCACUGUAGUCCAUGGGUCUGUUGGCAGGGACAUGGGAUCCCGCCGCUUGCCACCAAUUGAAGCGGGACUUGGGUAACCGAUGGUUAUCACCUUUGAUUAGAAUAGGUCAGACCCAUUUCCCCAGUAACCGGAUGUGACACAGUUCCAGGAUACAACGUUUGACAAUCUUUAUUUGGGUACACAGCUUUGCUUCCUGUUGCCUCCUCCUAUUCAGAUUAUUUCUCCUCCUCCUCUACCACCUCCUCAUCCGGUCAGUGAAACACCUUCACCACCAACUUCAGCACAGCCAGGGGAAAACGACAGUAGGCUGUUUUAAAACUCAUAUGUUUGGGUGAAACACCCCAUGUAGCGGAGAUACAAUAUUCCACAGAUUAUCUCCGCUUAAAAUCCCAGUGAGGCUCAGGAACAAGUGAUUAUAAAUCCACAAAGCAAGGUUUCCAGCAGGUAAAAUAAUCCAACAGUAUCCCAACAGCAAUCCCAAUAACUGGACGACACACAGCAUCAGGAGCAGAACUGAAAACCUUUAUUUCACAGUGGCCUUAUAAAGCAUGCUCCCAUGCAAGGGAGGGAUUUUCAUCAAUUAUUACAGUACCCAAUCAGGCAAUAGUAACCUCCCACCCAUCUCCUCCCCUCAGCCUGACUCAUAAUCCCCUUAUACUGUACACAAAUUCCCCCAGUUUCUGGAUGUACCCCUAAACCUAGGGGUACCCCCUUAAAUGGCACAUCCCCUGGAAGCUCUGAUUUGGGUGAGCAACAUAUCCAAAAAUCACCCAGAUCGGACCAGGGGUUCGGGAAAUUUAUGGAAGUACUAAAAAGACCGACCGCGCUGGAGAGAACAGCCGAAUUGGGUUCCAUGUGAUGGGCCCCUGCGGUCGGUCCUAGUAUAAGGGAAUAGAUUACACGAAAGGCUAAGGCUACAGAGAUCAGGUAGGGUUCGCCUGAAUCCCCUCGUUCGGUUGUUUCUGUCUACCGAACGAGGGGCCGUUCGGUAGUUUAGAACCGAAUGGACUGGGCUUGUGGAGGUCUCAGCGGUGUUCGCCUAGUCGAGUGUCCAAUUUGGGUUCCAGACACGCGACGGCAAAACACCGCUGUUCGGGAGUUUUAAAAUGGCCGCCACCACGUGUUCGUUUCCCGAAUGGCGGCCACCCCAAGAACAAAGGACCUACUGCAUAGCUUGUUAAUUACCCAUUCGCAACAUUGUUGUAACGUGUAAUUGAAGGCACACUUCACACAGGGGAGGUCUGAUUGUUCGGUAGUUUCAUUCCCUUAGUUUAUUCGAAUGAUUCUACCAAACAAUCAGACGAAUACACUUUAUUUAAACACAUACAAAACCAUCAGUUUACCCGAAUGCAGUUAUACACAUGUAAUUUUCAGGACAGCCCAGUGCCAUCCGCUACACCCCACACCGCGCAGGAGCUGUAGACAGGCAUGGAACAACCGACCAAUGAGUGGUCGUUGCCCCUGAGCCUCAAGCCCGGCCAAGUGGUGUGCGAUAAUGGGCGAAAUCUUGUAGCAGCUCUGGUUCUCACAGGUUUGCCGUACAUUCCUUGCCUGGCGCUUGAGCUGCUGCAGAAAGUGCGGGCCGUCUGUGCACUCUUUUGGCGUUCUCACCCUGCUGCUGCUCGCCUGUCUGUGCUGCAGCAUAACUUCGGCCUUACUGCUCACCGCCAGGAGUUGUGCGGCAGGUGGGGGCCCUAAAAAUAACAAAAGGGGGGGACCUACUUCCCCCCCAGCCCCCACCCCUGAGCAGUGACUGGGGGCCCAAAUAACAAUAAGGGGGGGACCUAUUGUCCCCCCCGGCCCCCACCCCUGAGCGGUGGGUGGGGGCCCUAAAAUUAACAAUAAGGGGGGACCUACUGUCCCCCCCGGCCCCCACCCCUGAGUGGUGGGUCGGGGCCCUAAAAUUAACAAUAAGGGGGGGACCUAUUGUGUGGGGGCCCAAAAAUUAACAACCUAUUGUCCCCCCCUGGCCCCCACCCCUGAGCGGUGGGUGGGGGCCCCAAAAUUAACAAACAAUUGUCCCCCCCUGGCCCCCACCCCUGAGCGGUGGGUGGGGGCCUAAAAUUAACAAUAAGGGGGGGACCUAUUGUCCCCCCCGGCCCCCACCCCUGAGCGGUGGGUGGGGGCCCUAAAUACAAAGGGAGGGGGACCCUAGUCACCCCUCCCCCCAAAAAAAAAUAUUAGCUCCCUACCUACCCCCCUCACCCUAAAAAUAAUGAGGGGGGUACCUUUAACUAAAAACCUGUUAAAAAAAAAUUAGAUAAAAAUAACUUACCAUUUGAUGUUUUCUUUCUUCUACAAUCUUCUUUUUUCAGACCCAAAAAAGGCCAAAUAAAAAGCCAUAAGAACCGACGCAAUUAAAAAAAAACAAAAAGAAAAACGAGCACACAAAAAAAUAAUCCAUCUUCACCCAUGGAGGGCUCCGCCAAUCAGAAUGUUCUUAGCCUAAUUGCAGGGCGUGGCCAGGCUUUAUAAGCCUUCCCCCGCCCUGCAGAUCUCAGUCUGCAGUCUGCGCGGAGCCCUCCAUGGGUGAAGAUGGAUUAUUUUUUUGUGCCUCUAAUGCGUUGGUCCUAAUCUUUCCUGGUAAGUUUUAUCCCGCAAUCCAUGAACCAGUUUAGUAGCCCUUCUCUGAACCCUCUCUAAGGUAUCAAUAUCUGAAGAUACGGUCUCCAGUUCUGUGUACAAUACUCCAAGUGAGGUCUCACCAGUGUUCUGUACAAUGGCAUGAGCACUUCCCUCUUUCUACUGCUAAUACCUCUCCCUAUACAACCAAGCAUUCUGCUAGCAUUUCCUGCUGCUCUAUUACAUUGUCUGCCUACCUUUAAGUCAUCAGAAAUAAUCACCCCUAAAUCCCUUUCCUCAGAUGUUGAGGUUAGGACUCUAUCAAAUAUUCUGUAUGCUGCCCUUGGGUUUUUACGUCCAAGAUGCAUUAUCUUGCACUUAUCCACAUUAAAUGUCAGUUGCCACAACGCUGACCAUUUUUCUAGUUUACCUAAAUCAUUAGUCAUUUGGCUUAUACCUCCUGGAACAUCAACCCUGUUACAUAUCUUAGUAUCAUCAGCAAAAAGACAUACCUUACCAUCAAGACCUUCUGCAAUAUCACUAAUAAAAAUAUUAAAGAGAAUGGGUCCAAGUACAGAUCCCUGAGGUACCCCACUGGUGACAAGUCCAAACUUCGAAUAUAUUCCAUUAACUACAACCCUCUGUUGCCUGUUACUCAGCCACUGCCUUACCCAUUCAACAAUAUUUGAAUCCAAACUUAAAGAUUGCAGUUUAUUGAUAAGCCUUCUAUGUGCAACAGUGUCAAAAGCCUUACUGAAAAGACACACAGAACGUCACCGGCCUGCAUUAUACUUAUCCCCAUACAUAUUGUUCUGCACCAUAUAUACACAGCUACAGUAACACAUUGUGACAUCCAACCAAUUUAUCAUUUGCAAAGCUGCUAAAGAGAAACUCUAUUAUUAUAGGUUUUUUUGCUGAUAUUUUUUCAUUUUUCUAUUUUUUUUAUACACAUAAGGGAAAUACAAGAUAUAUGUUCUUGUCUGAUCAGACUAUCAACGGCUAUUCCAGCAUGAAUUAUUAAUCAAUUAUUGGUGGAUCCACCGGACUGUAUAUAUUUUCUAUUAUCACUUAUCAAGUUAUAUCUAUUAGGUGUAUAUAGGAUUAGUUGUAUAUAAUUGUGUGUAUAUAUAUAUAUAAAUUAUUGUAUGGUGAAUGAAUAGAGUUGAGCGGACACCUGGAUGUUCUGGUCCGGCGGGUUCGGCCCGAACUUUGAAAAAAAGUCCGGGUUCGGGCUCGAACUUGAACCCCAACCCCAACCCCAUUGAAGUCAAUGGGGACCCGAACUUUUGGCCACAAAAAUGGCUCUAAAAAACUCCUGGAAAGGGCUAUAGGGCUGCAAAAAGAAGUAAAAUGGGGGUAAGAGUAGGACAAGUGCUAUGCAAACAAAUGUGGAUAGGGAAAUCACUUAAAAAUAACAUAAAAUAAGCCGCCGCUUAGUAGAUAACUCUCUAAUUCCCACAGUAUUUGGGAGCUAUCUACCAAAAGGCUGAAAUACCUAAAUUGGUCACCUAAAUUGGUCUUUCAGCCACAUUUACUAAUACUAGGUAAAUAUUACUUAGUAUUAGUAAAUUCAGCCCCUACUCGCUAUACCGCAAGUAGGGGUGUGCCUAGUAAACAGUGAGCAGCCAGUGGCUGCUCACUGUAAAAAAAAAAAAAAAACCUAUUGCCCCCACCCCUGUGCAACAGGUGGAGGCCCUGAAUAACAACAAGGGGGGGACCUACUGUCCUCCCCCCGGUCCCCACCCCUAAGCGGUGGGUGGGGGCCAUAAAUAAAAAAUGUGGAGGGGGACCUAAUGUCCUUCCCCCUGGCACCAACCCCUGAGUGAUGGGUGGGGGCCAUAAAUAACAAUAUGGGGGGGAUAUAAUGUCCUCCCCCUGGACCCACCACUGCGCGGCGAGUGGGGGCCUUAAAUAACAAUAAGGGCCCCCACCCUAAGGUCCUCCCCAAACCUCUAGUCACCCCCCUCCCAAAAAAACAAAACAAACCCCUACCUACCCCCUUUAUAAUAUAUGGGGGGGCAUUAAAUAAGUAACUGUUAAAAAAGGUAAAAUAAAACUUACCAUUUGAUGUCUUCUUUCUUCUAAAAUCUUCUUUUUUCAGCCCCAAAAAAGGACAAAUCAAAAUCCAUAAUAACCGACGCACUUAAAAAAAAAAUUAAAAAAUCCUUCUUCACCCAUGGAGGGCUCUGCGCAGACUGAGCUCUGCAGGUCAGUGGAAGGCUUAUAAAGCCUUGCCCCGCCCUGCAAUUAGGCUCAGAGAACUCUAAUUGGUGGGUUUAUAAAAAUUGACGGGAGGGGGAGAAAUUGACAGGAAGGGAGGAAGAAAUUGACAGGAAGAGGGGGAGAGAGAAAUUGACAGGAAGAGGGGGAGAGAGAAAUUGACAGGGAGGGAGAAAGAAAUUGACAGGAGGGAGAAAUUGACUGGGAGGGGAGAGAAAGAAAUUGACAGGGAGGGGAAUUGAUGGGGGAGGGGGAAUGAGAGUGGGGAGGGGAGGGGUGAGAAGAGAGUGAAAACAGGGGGAGAAGAGAGUGACAAGGGGGGAGAAGGAAGUGACAAGGGAGGGAGAGGGGGGAGAAGAGAGUGACAAGGGAGGGGGGGAGAUUGACAUCCAUCACACAUACACACAAUCACACACACAAUCACACACAAUGCACCCCUUACACACAAAGACAAUGCACCCCUUGCACACAGAAAAACACACAAUGCAUUACACACACAGACACACACACACACGCAAUGCAACCCUUACACACAAUGCAUCCCUUACACAUACAAACACAGGUUCACACAAUGCAUUACGCACAUAUCAGGACAUAUCACAUAUCAGGACAUUCCCUACACAUUCCACCCCCUUGUGAACAAUCUCAUUGGUGGAACAUGAAGGUGGACCCUGGGGCCCAGACCUUGAGCUGUGUAAAGGGCCCCCAAAAAUGGAGCCACAGUUGUGACCACAGUUACAAACCGCCUCCAUGUGUGCAGGUAGUGGUUAACGUGUGGUGCCCCUUAUGAUAACCAAACCGCUCCACCCACCCCGCCCCCGCCUUUCCCCAUUCCCAAUUAAAACAGAGACAUAAAUGUGGUAUAAAACAGGCCACAGCUUUAUUUAUAUAUAUAAUAAGUAAAACCAAUUCAAAUUAUAUUUAAUAUGAGGGUAUAUAUUUAACUCAAAACCCGUCCUUGCCAACCGAACCAUAAUAACCUUUUGAGUACCUCUUUCCCGGGCACCUGCCCUCCCCCCUCGUCCAAGCUAAUUGGCCUUCACCUUGGCCCUCCAAUUCCCCAUGCCAACCCCUGGCCGCUUUUCCUGGCACGGAGGGCACGCCCAAAUACCAAACCAUUGCCCGAGGUUAGGGGAGGGACCAGACCCAGCAUUCCUUCGUCCAAUGCAUUCCUUUUUCCACUGGUUCGGCAAGGACCAUACCCGCCACUAGCGCCAGCUGCAUUUAAGCCUAAAUCAGCAGGCGCGACCCCCCACCAAUGCCAUGGCCUGUUCCAGCGCAUCCUGCAGAGCUAGGUUGAAGAAAUCCAACCCCACAUCGGUCAGGUGGACCCCGUCUGGGCGAAAAUAUAUCGCCGCGUCACGUUCAAAUAUUCGGUGGCGCACUGAAAUGCCACCAACGCCGAGCACAAAUUUUGACACUCUUUUAUUAAUUUUCACCCUGCAUCGCUCAAUAGCCCCUUGAUCGCGCGCGCGCCCCCAAUAGUUCCUGGACACUAUCCCAGACCAAACUAGACAAAGCUGCGGGAACAAAACUCGCAAGCGCGCUAAAUCCCUUCUAAUCAUUUCACCCAAACCCCAUGCAGGCAGCACCCCCAGAUCAUUGCCACCCAAAUGAACCACCAAUACAUCAGGCGCCCCCAGGAAAGUGGCCAGCUGUACAACCUCCGGCAAGAGCUGGCCCCAUCUCAUGCCCCGGAAACCAAACCAUCGGACCUCCGCCAGCUCCCGAGGAAUUCCAAGGCGUGUCCCACCCGGGCGUACCCCAGCCCGCAGGUGGGCCCAAUAGAUGUACGAAUGCCCAAUCAGCCAGAUCCUACGGCCGGGCCCUGUGGAGAAAGCACAAGGGGAGAACCGAUUAGCCGCGUGGGCCGUACAUAGGACCGAAACCUCCCAGAUUCCCAUCUGCCAAUCCUCUGAAUAGCCUGAUCAGAGAAACCCAACCGAGAGGCUUCGGUUGCGGCCCCAAUGCGGAAGGAAUGACCCCCAAAAUCCUUGCUCGGGAUUCCCAGCCGAUCAAGGGCCAGGCGAAAUACCCUGAGAAAUUGAAAACGAGAUAAGUAGGCACCAUUUUCAUGAAUUAACAGCGGGCCAGAGAAACCUGGACGCCCGGAACUGUAAGAUAGGUAUGCCGAGACGGGGCAAACUGCCGAAUCCGGAAUGGCACGAAGGGUAACCCACUUACCCCUGCCAAAAACGUCGGUCUUGGACCGGCGCAACAAUAAUUGCACCGUAGAACCCGUGACAAACACGUCCUGAAAUAACAGCCCCCCAGGGGUUCCCCUGCUAGGGCUCACCAGUUCUCCGACCCGAAGAGCCCCAAAAAAGGCGAAAGUAAACGCCACCAAAAACAAUCUAGCCUCCGGAGCCGAAAAACAGACCUGGGGGAGAACCGAGGCGAUCCCUAAUAGUAGCGCGCCCGAAACCGGCCUCCGAGUAUCCCGCACCAUCGGCCUUUCCGCCAACCGCGCAUCGCAAGCCUCACCAUGCAGUGUUUUGUCACAUCGGGUACCUGGGUUAAGUUGAACCAGAAACUAAGGCCUGAUAGCUUCCCUGAAACCGUAGCUGGGGAACACCCGCUAGCCACCCAGAACCAGAGCAACCGUAACAGACCCUGGACCCUCUCGGCAGAGGAGCCGAACCCACCGCAAUCCUGUUCCAGUGCGACCCAAUCCCCCCACGCCUUACCAUACCGGACCCAUGUUGCCUCCGACACCGACGACCGUAUCCACUCCCUUAUUCGUUCAGGCCAAGGGACCAGAGUUCCGCGGGACAGGGGAGACCUUCCAGAUCCGCUUCCGGAGCAGCCGAUCGAAAUACCUGCCAUUGGAAACGAGAGAGAGCGUCAGCUGUGGUAUUCACAACACCUGGAAUGUGCACAGCGCGGCAUGACACGUUCAAUGACAAGCAUCGUAAAACCAGACGCCGCAAGAGCCUGACCACCGGAGGGGAGGAGGCCGUUAGAUUAUUAAUGGCCUGCACCACCCCCAAGUUAUCGCAAUGGAAGACGACGCGCCGGUCCCUGAACUCCUUUCCCCACAAAUGAACUGCCACCACGAUGGGGAAGAGCUCAAGGAGGGCCAUAUUUUUGGUAAGGCCAGCAGCAACCCAAGCCUCAGGCCAAGGUUCCGCGCACCAUUGCGUCCCUAAGAUAGCCCCAAAUCCUGAUGCUCCUGCCACAUCAGUGAACAGGUGUAGCACAGAAUUCGACACCUCUGGUUGUUGCCAAUAGGACCUGCCAUUGUACCCAUCUAAGAAAACCAUCCAUAAUGCCAAGUCCUCCUUGAGCACUUUGGUUAAGCGGAUGAAAUGGAAUGAUUUUACAAUUCCUGCCAUGGCGGCCGCUAGGCGCCGGUUAAACACUCGUCCCAUAGGCAUAAUCCGACAGGCAAAAUUCAACUUGCCAAGGAGGGAUUGAAGCCGUUGUAAAGUAAUCUUCCGGAGGGAGCUCGCCUCCCGCACAGCCCCCCGCAGAUCCUCCAAUUUGUCCGGCGGGAGCCGACAUUCCCCAAUAACCGAAUCGAUCUCAAUUCCAAGAAAACACAAGCACGGGGAAGGGCCCACCGUUUUGUCGGGCGCCAGAGGCACGCCGAACCCACAGGCCACGUCGGCUACCGAUUGCAAAAUGUGUGCGCAUAUCGGGGAGUUCGCGGGACCCACACAAAGAAAAUCAUCCAAAUAGUGAAGCACUGAGUCAUAACCAGACUCGGCUCUCACUACCCACUCCAUGAAGGAGCUAAAACAUUCAAAAUAAAAGCAGGAUAUUGCACAACCCAUCGGGAGGCACAUAUCCACGUAAAAUUGCCCUUCAAAGGAACAGCCGAGCAGAUGAUGACACUCCGGGUGAACCGGCAGGAGGCGAAAAGCCGACUCAAUGUCGGUUUUUGCCAUCAGUGCACCGGGGCCCGCGGCCCUAACCAUACCAACCGCAGUAUCAAACGAGGCGUAUGAAACCCGGCAUAGCUCCGCCGCAAUGUCAUCAUUCACGGAACCCCCUUGGGGUGCGAGAGAUGAUGAAUUAGCCGAAAUUUUCCGUGCUCUCUCUUGGGAACGACGCCUAGCGGCGAUACCCGAAGGUCAGGAAGGGGGGGUUCACAAAAAGGGCCAGCCAUGCGGCCCAAUGCCACUUCCUUAGCCAGCUUGUCUUUUACCACCCCCGGGUGUUCAGCAACGGAACGCAGGUUCCGACACGACCCUGAGGGCGAACGAGUCCGAUGGGGAAUCCAAAAACCAUGUGUAAACCCUUCCAGGAGCAAGGCAGCCGCCUUUUUGUUCCUAUAACGUUUUAGCCACGGACGCAUCGCGACGACGUCCACCGGCGUCUUCGCUCUUAGCGCCCAUGGCAUCCCCUUUUUCGCCAAACUUACCCCGUUUAAAACACUUAGAAGCGGGGUGGGACCCGCCGCAACCGGAGCAUUCGUGCUUGAAGCGACAAUUUGCUCCAAAUUUACACUGGCCGUCGUUAAAUUGCCAACAGCAACCUGUUCUAUGCUGAGUGGCCGACGCGGAGGGUGAGGACCCUGCGCCGGCCCCCCCAAGAAAGGACGACAGGCCCCCCUGAUGCGAAGCGGGACGGGUCAUGAUGGCCAACCACAAGCCGAUAUCCAUUUGAUCCCAACUCAGGGAAGGGCGCACCGCUAAGCGCUGGCGGAAUUGUUCAUCAUACCGCCACCAGCCUAACCCUCCAUAAACCCGACACGCGUUCCAGAUCAUAUCCUGGUAGCAAAAUAGAGAAGAGCAUUUGUUGGGAGUCUUUUCCCCUAUAACGCUAGCCAGGAUAGAAAAGGCCCUGAUCCAAUUCCCAAAAGUUUUUGGUAUCUUCCGAUACCGAAACUUUUCUUUCUCCUUUUCAGACUCCUUUGCUGCAGGAUCAACCCGAGGCAAGUCCUCCAUAGGGAGAAGAGAAAAAAUUUCCACAAAUUCCCCUUUCUCUAUCUUGGCCCGCAAUUCAGCUGUCAAAUGGAGGCCCAGGGGGCCUGACCAACACAUGUAAGCCGCCCCGUGCGCAGCGGGUGCGACCCCCAAGUCCUGAACCGCAGUGGGGGUCACUGUUGAUCCCACGGUGCUUCCGAGCUCACCUGCGGCAGGCAAAGAUUCAAGGAGGGCAGUAGGCCCCCCUGAGACAGCCGAAGUAGAAGGCAGGACACCUGACCCUCCGCUAGUCGCCCAACCCGUUCUAAGUUGGUUAUCUAAAGUCGAGGUGAGGGGAGACCCAAGGGGGGGGGCCCUUUUCCAAGGAAUGUAAAACCUGUUGCAUAGUUUGCAGCAACGAAUCCCAUUCUGGGAUAACUGUGCUAACACACCCCGACCCCAAACCUUGUAAACUAGUAUACUCACUGGCAGGAACCGAAUGUGAAGCCAUCUGUGGAGCCAGGCCGCUAGACUGUGGUGGCCCAGCUGGAACAGCGACUGCAGGAGGAUCUGCACCAGUCGCAACGUCAGCAAAACGAACCGAGAGCCUACCAGGAGUAAUCUGCGAAGACAACACAGGUGAGAUGGACCCCAGCCCACCCACCCCAGUAGAAAGGAAACCGGUAGAGGAGGGCCCUGUGGGGGAACAAUGGGCCCCCUGUGUAAGAGUGGCAGGAUGAAUGGGGGGCAAAGUGGUAUGAAGUGGGCCAGGGGGGGCAAGCUGGGCACCAGCCAUGAGUGGGCCAGCAGGCAAGGCAGGGAAAUUGAGAGGGGCAGGCCCAGGAGACCCUGUAAGGGCCCCAGCCAUGAUGGGGGCAGCUGAGGAGGAAGGGAGAAGUGGAGGGGCAGAGUGCAACACAGUUGCCACAGGGACAGAUCCAGCAGACAGUGGAGCAGGCGCAGGGACAGGAGCAGCUCCAGGGGAGACAGAGUGGGGAGGGAGAGCAGGGGGAGGGCUGAGAGGUAAGUUAGGGGAAGCAUACUCCCUGCGCCGUGCCCCAGAACCCCCACCCCCCUGGAGACAGCCCUGCCGACCAGCGGCCUACUCACCCGACCAGAGAGGGCCACCCGCCCUUGCACCGCCGUUGAUCCCGCCAAGGCCGACCGGGUGGUUAGUGCCCGCUGUGCGGUGAGGUGCUGCGUUCUCGCGGCCGACCUCCGCCGAGCCCACGAGACCGGGGGGGGGUGGUAGCCGCGAUGCGGCAUGACCGGCAUCCAUCUGGCGUGUUGAAACGCGAGAGGAGGUGCCGCCCGCGGCCGCGGAGGAACUGGCGCGCGGGCCGGCAACAGGGCUCCUACUCCUCUCCCUCACCCGACCCUCCCGUGAGGGGCUAUACCGGGCAGGGGGACGUGCGCGACGGCGCUGGUUCCCAUGGCCGCCAUUAGAGGGAGCAGCCACAAGAUCAGCACCCUGGUUCCCAGGGCUGCCAUUAGAGGGAGCAGCCACACUAAGAGCACCCUGCAGGCGUACUAGCUGUGACUGCAGGUGCCGUCCACCAUCUUGAAGGGCCUCAGCCCGGAGGGCAGCGAGGAUUGCAUCAAUAUCCAUACCCUUGGCCGUUUGACAAGCAGUGGUAAGCACAGGAGGAUGCAGAGAUGUUACCACGCCAUUAAAUCUAAGAUGGCUGAGGUAAGGGAGACAAAAUGACUGGUAUAUAAAGGACCACACCCAUCCCUUACUCUAAUUGACACACCCACUUAUGACACCUACACCCACCACACCCACACAUGCCUCCUAUCCGGCUAGCUUUCAGCCCGCCUCCUCUGGGCCUGAGAGCCUGUUGUACACCAGACCAGUGGAGCCAAACUGCAGCUAGAGCCCAUCAUCAUCCUCAUCUGCUUGUAAGUAGGCAAUCUAGCAUAUUAUUCGUGGCACUAAGCUCUAAUUUACCUCACAUUAAAGGGACACUAUAGUCCCCAGAACCACUUCAGCUUAAUGUAGCUUAAUUCUGGUGUCCCUGCAGGCCUUUGAAUGUAAACACGGCGGCACUGCAGCGUUAGUUAACAUGGCAAAUCUUAUGGGUGGGGCAUUGUGAUGUCACAUGGGGGGGGGCGGCAAACUUUAGUUUUGCCUAGGGCGGCAAAAAUCCUUGCACCGGCCCUGGAUGGGGGCCAGGGAGGAGGACAUUAGGUCCCCACCCUUAUUGUUAUUUAGGGCCCCCACCCUCCACGCAGGGGUGAGGGCCGGGGAGGAGGACAUUAUGUACCCCCCCAAUAUUUAUUUAUUGCCCCCACCUACCGCUCAGGGGUGGGGGCCAGAGGGGGACAAUAGGUCCCCCUCCCUUAUUGGUAUUUAGGGCCCCCACCCACCGCUCGGGGUGAGGGCCGGGGGGGGCAGUAGGCCCCACUUUAGUUUAAAAGCCUUCACUCGCUGGUCGUGGGUGGGGACUCAGGAGGGGGGAAUGUUUUUUGUUUUUUUUAACAGUGAACAACCACAAUCACAGAAUCACAGCCAUGCCAUUAGUAGGCAUGGCUGUGAUGGCUUCCGGGGUCCAAAAACCUAAUGUUCGGUGCGAACCCGAAAACCCUUUAGCCUGUGAGCAAGGACUUACUAGGAUAUAAUAAUGAAAUAGCCAUUGUAUUUCCUAAAGAUAAUCUCCUUAUUGAUGUCAAAGGAUGCUACACGGAAGCAAAGCAGUGAGAAUACGCAAAGAACCACUGUCUGAUCUCUGAUACAAUUUGAUACAAAUGUCAGCCAGGCCAGCAGACAUAAGACUGGGCUAACAUACUGGCUUUCUCGUGCUUGCCUGUUCUUAAACACAAUUUUAUGUUUUUUUGGAUAAACUUUUCAAAGAUUUUAAUAUUUUUGUUUAAUUUUUUUAAAAUGAUUUAAUAGUUUUAUAAAUAUAUUUUAAUAUUUUUUGGUAUAUUGAUAAAUGAUAUAUAUUUGAUAUUUUAAGAUUUUACAAGUUUAACCAAAAAUAUGAAAUUAUUUUAACAUAUUAAAAGGAAGCCAAACAGAGUAAGAGAAACAUGGAACUCAUUCCUAUCUGGACCCCAACAUGCCCGAGGGAUUACUAACUAUACCCAUGGCAGACGUCAUCUAUGAUGUAAAUGCUUUAAACCUUCCUCUGGACUGUAUCAGCAAGUGUUUAUUUAAAGUGCUAAUUAAUAGCUCUCUAAUUAAUCUGUUUUCAUUCCAUGAAUACUUAUUAUAGUAAUAAUUGAAUCAUUAUAUGUGUGUCAUCAUGAUAGCAGGCAUACUAUGCACAUAAUAAAGAAAUCGAAAAGAUUUAGCAGAGAUAAAAGCAUAUGUCCCAAGUGUCCCAAAUGCAGCAGAACAGUCCCAAUGUGUGUUCCAUGUAACUCUGUCAUAAGUCAUUUUACUAGUGUGUCAGUUCUUUACUAGUGUGUCAGAAAUAUUAAGAGGCUAUUCAGCACUACUUUUUUAUGCAUUGUUUAAUUUUUAGUUAGCUAACAUGCCUUAGAGGCCGAAUAGGGCAUCAGUGGAGUACGAUAAAAUGAUGUACAAUCAAUACAGGAGAAAACAGUUACAACUGCAUAGGUUAUAGUCCAUUGUACACAGGAUGUUACAGAGUAAAGCAUAUGUGAAAUACAAUAAUAUACACACUACAAAGGUUUAUAGAUUUACGAACAAAUAAUAAAAAAAAAGAAGAAUGGUUAGGGAAAUACAUCCAACUUCAUCGCCAUAUUUUAUUUUAACAGAAUUGGUGAUUUAUUAGAAUAUAUAAUCUGUAUAAUAUUGUCUGUUCAUCAUUCUAUAACCACCUUAUUCAAUCUUGUGAGCCUUCAUAUGGGAGAGAAAACAUCACAAAACGAUGAAUAAAUAUAGGUAAUAUAUUAACGGGGUUAUUCACUACGCCGGAUAUUAGACAAAUCGACGGUUGGACAAUAUUCGGAAAAAACAACUAAACUCCUACUGCAAUGGUAAUUCUCAUCUUUACUAAAAACAAAUUCAGAAGGACGGAACAAAUGAUAGGAUUUAGAAAAUUCAUGAGGCACGAUACACAUUCGCAAAUUUUAAAUAAUAUUUAUACAGCGGGCAAAUAGUUCAAUAACCCUUGGCAAUGCCAGGCUUAAUGAUGUGCCCGCUAGCCAGCACUUGUUUGCAAGUCGCCACAUUAAAUAGUUAAAGAAAUAACAUUAAAAAAAUAAAACUAAACUAUGGUGGUCAAUAAGACCCCCAUAUUACGAUAAGGAAAGUAUUUCACCUCCCCGUGGCCCCACCAGGGGAAUGUCUACUAAACUUGUAAGCCUAGAGACUGGGUUCAUUGCUGCCCAUUCACCAAAAUGCCUGUUCCCAUGGGGCCGGGGCCUGUUUAAAUAAUUAGGGAUUUAUAGUUCCCCAUGCCCCUCCCCUGGCUUGUAGGUGGGGAUAUAUAAUAAAAUAAACUGGAGGGCAUCCCAGUGUGAGGGAGGAAGAAUGAGUGUACCCUCCAUCACCCACCCAUUUUCAGUCGGUGGGGCCUCCGUAAUAUAAUAUUCAGGGGGCAGGACCUAGUUAAACCCAACCCACCCAUGGGUGGUGGCCAUAAGUAAUUAAACAAUGUGGUAGACAUGCGGUUGUUCUUCCUCCCACCACCAUCCUGGGUGGCUAGGGGUCCCUAAUCCUGUAGCCACACCACCAUUAAAAAUAAAAAUUCUACUUACUCAUCUGAUGUGUUUUAUUUUUCAAUUCUUCGUAUCUUCAUCAACAAAAGAGGCAACAGUUAAACUCCAUUUAAACUGACGCCACUAAUUAAAAUAAAAUAAAGAAACAAAAUAAUAUAAAUCAGUCAUUUGUUAAGCCCGUCCCCUCAUUACUUAUUUUAACGCUCAUCCCCUUUCUAGUCAUUGGCUAUCCAGUCACUGAGUUUAUAACUUAAAUAAAUUAAUAUCGGGGUCUUUGUGAGCUCUGUAGCUGCAUUUACCACCAUAUUAUAUAAAUAUAGAUAUUUCACCUGCUCCUUCUCUUUCUUACUCUGUUGAUUUCUGUUUCUCAUUAGACCUGUGUGUGACGAAGUGCCCUUCGCCACUUGGUCCUGGAGAGGCCUACUUGCCAGCCUCCUCCCCUGUGACUAUGACUCUUUCAUGUAUCUGGCUUUAAAGCCCCUAGUCUACCUUCAGACAGACUAUUUAUGUGGGCUGCUUUAUUUAUCUUAUGUUUUAGUCACCCUGUACCCAUUAUAGGUGCAGGGUGUGUGUAAUGUAAUUGUUUAUAGUGUGUGUGUUCUGUGUAAUGUAUUGCCUGCUCUCUUGUAUUGCUGAGGUUUGCUACCAACUAGGUGGGUUUAGCUAUGGAGCUGGUCUAGUGCCCUCUGUUGGUAGCAACAGCAAUAUGCACUACCUGAAUUGCAAGACUGGUUCAUUUGCAUAUUCGGGUAGAUUUGCAUAUUGCUAAUUCUGCAGGCAGGUGAGAUAUUUACUGUUAAAUAUUGUCUCCCCCCACCCCUUUAAAAAUGUGCCAUUGUGUUGUGAUAAGUCACUGUGUGUUGCUUAAUAUGGUUUGACUGUUUGUGAUUUUAUUGAGGUUUCACAACAAUGUUAUUGUGGUGACCCUAUUGGCUGGUCCCAAGGGAAAUAAAGGUUUUGACAGUUCUUCUUGAUCCCUCUAAACGUAGCCUUGUCUCGUUAUUGGAGGGAGCUGUUAUAAUCACACUGGGGAUUGCUAUGCUCUGCAUGCUCCCCUGAGCUUGAGUCACUUAGCUCUUUUAAGAGCUUGUUCCUGACACGCUCUCCUUGGAGGAGGGAUCUUCACCACACAGUCCUGGAUGCUGGAGGUUCAUACAGGGUGGAAGGAAGAGUUCUUUCCCACAGAGUCCUGGAGGACAGAAGCUGAUCCAGGGUGGAAGGAAGACGGCGAGACUCCAGUCAACAUACGGCGGUUGCGGAGUCUGCGGUGGUUGUGGUGUCUGCUGCAGUGCUUGGAGUCCUCAGGAAGCGCUAGGAGCAUCCGUCAACGGAGGGUACUCAGUCGGAGUACAAGGAGCUCCGUUACACUGUGACCUUAAUGACAGGAAAAUGCACCUAGCAGUGUACUGCAAACUAUAUAUAAUAUUAGAUUUACUCUGAAAACGAUUGCAAGGAUACAAUUAAUGCCACAUGGACUACUUUCAGACCAUAGAAACUACAUUUUUGGGGGGACAAAUCGAUUUUGAAAAACCACAUUUUUUCACUGUGCACAUUAUCUAAAUACGUGAGAUUUAUCAGCUUGUUAGAGCCGCGGUAAUGUCCGGAGGCAUAACUAGAAACCACAGGGCCCCGGUGCAAGGAUUACCCUGGACCCCCUCCAUGUGUCUCAUGCCCACCCAGCCCUUCCAUGUGUCCCAAUUCCCCCCAAUCCCUCUAUGUGUCAGUUUACCCCAGCCGCUCCAUGUGACUCAGUUCCCCCCCAGUCCAUUUCAUGUGUCAAUUCAUCCCGUGUCUCUUCCAUGUGUCUCAAUUCCCCCCAAUCCCUCCAUGUGUCAAUUUACCCCAGUCCCUUCAUGUGACUCAGUUCCCCUCCAGUCCAUUCCAUGUGUCAAUUCCUCCUGUGUCUCUUCCAUGUGUCUCAAUUCCCCCCAAUCCCUCCAUGUGUCAAUUUACCCCAUCCCCUCCAUGUGACUCAAUUCCCCCCAGUCCAUUCCAUGUGUUAAUUCAUCCUGUGUCUCUUCCAUGUGUCUCAAUUCCCCCCAAUCCCUCCAUGUGUCAAUUUACCCCAGUCCCUUCAUGUGACUCAGUUCCCCUCCAGUCCAUUCCAUGUGUCAAUUCCUCCUGUGUCUCUUCCAUGUGUCUCAAUUCCCCCCAAUCCAUCCAUGUGUCAAUUUACCCCAUCCCCUCCAUGUGACUCAAUUCCCCCCAGUCCAUUCAAUGUGUUAAUUCAUCCUGUGUCUCUUCCAUGUGUCUCAAUUCCCCCCAAUCCCUCCAUGUGUCAAUUUACCCCAGCCCCUUCAUGUGACUCAGUUACCCCCAGUCAAUUCCUCCUGUGUCUCUUCCAUGUGUCUCAAUUCCCCCCAAUCCCUCCAUGUGUCCAUGUGUCAAUUUACCCCAGCCCCUCCAUGUGUCUCAAUUCCCCCCAGUCCCUUCCAUGUGUCAAUUCAUCCCGUGUCUCUUCCAUGUGUCUCAAUUCCCCCCAAUCCCUCCAUGUGUCAAUUUACCCCAGCCCCACCAUGUGACUCAGUUCCCCCCCAGUCCUUCCAUGUGUCACUUCAUCACCAGUCCCUCCAUGUGUCAAUUUACCCCAGCCCCUUCAUGUGACUUAAUUCCCCCCCAGUCCAUUCCAUGUGUCAAUUUCUCCCUAGUCCCUCCAUGUGUCAAUCCCCACCGUCCCUCCAUGUGUCAAUCCCCACCUUCCCUCCAUGUGUCAAUUAACCUCUGUGUCCCUCCAUGUGUCAAUCCACCAAAUCCUGCCCCAUGUCAAUCCCCUGUUGCCCUCUGUGCCUGCUCUUUCAGUGAGCACUUCCUGUGAGACCCUCUACUCCGGUCAGCUCGGCCACACUACUUGUUGUGACUGGCAGAGAGGGUGAGCGCUGUUCACUCCACCUCCUGCUGGUCACCCGGCAACCGAGGGUGCUGGGCUGGUACGACCCACAGUUACAGGGGUCACAACUGUAACUAGUAACGUCACUGCUUUGGAAGUGGAAACCCAGAUUCAGAUCUUGGUCAGGUCGUAUUACCAGUAAGUGUCCCUGGGCAAUACCCCUAAAGAUAUAUAUCUUGAAUGUGAACAGUUACUGCUAUACUGUGUUAUAUUGACAAAUCCACAUCAUUAUAAUAUGACAUUAUAGUCUAUUGGGUUCAGUAAAUUAACAAUACUACAUUUUCAAUGUAUCCAGCAAGUGUAAAAUUAUUUGAGUAAAUCUAUAAUCAUUUAUUUAACUUUUUAUUCUGUAAACUUAACCAGACAGCUCUCAGGUCAUAAUUCAGCAACCGAGUAUUUCAGACUUGGGGAUCUAGUCAAUAAAAGGGUUGCCUAAUAUUUGGAAAGAAUGGUCGCACAUGAGGUUCCAAUCCAUCCAUGUGUCAAUUUACCCCAUCCCCUCCAUGUGACUCAAUUCCCCCCAGUCCAUUCAAUGUGUUAAUUCAUCCUGUGUCUCUUCCAUGUGUCUCAAUUCCCCCCAAUCCCUCCAUGUGUCAAUUUACCCCAGCCCCUUCAUGUGACUCAGUUACCCCCAGUCAAUUCCUCCUGUGUCUCUUCCAUGUGUCUCAAUUCCCCCCAAUCCCUCCAUGUGUCCAUGUGUCAAUUUACCCCAGCCCCUCCAUGUGUCUCAAUUCCCCCCAGUCCCUUCCAUGUGUCAAUUCAUCCCGUGUCUCUUCCAUGUGUCUCAAUUCCCCCCAAUCCCUCCAUGUGUCAAUUUACCCCAGCCCCACCAUGUGACUCAGUUCCCCCCCAGUCCUUCCAUGUGUCACUUCAUCACCAGUCCCUCCAUGUGUCAAUUUACCCCAGCCCCUUCAUGUGACUUAAUUCCCCCCCAGUCCAUUCCAUGUGUCAAUUUCUCCCUAGUCACUCCAUGUGUCAAUCCCCACCGUCCCUCCAUGUGUCAAUCCCCACCUUCCCUCCAUGUGUCAAUUAACCUCUGUGUCCCUCCAUGUGUCAAUCCACCAAAUCCUGCCCCAUGUCAAUCCCCUGUUGCCCUCUGUGCCUGCUCUUUCAGUGAGCACUUCCUGUGAGACCCUCUACUCCGGUCAGCUCGGCCACACUACUUGUUGUGACUGGCAGAGAGGGUGAGCGCUGUUCACUCCACCUCCUGCUGGUCACCCGGCAACCGAGGGUGCUGGGCUGGUACGACCCACAGUUACAGGGGUCACAACUGUAACUAGUAACGUCACUGCUUUGGAAGUGGAAACCCAGAUUCAGAUCUUGGUCAGGUCGUAUUACCAGUAAGUGUCCCUGGGCAAUACCCCUAAAGAUAUAUAUCUUGAAUGUGAACAGUUACUGCUAUACUGUGUUAUAUUGACAAAUCCACAUCAUUAUAAUAUGACAUUAUAGUCUAUUGGGUUCAGUAAAUUAACAAUACUACGUUUUCAAUGUAUCCAGCAUGUGUAAAAUUAUUUGAGUAAAUCUAUAAUCAUUUAUUUAACUUUUUAUUCUGUAAACUUAACCAGACAGUUCUCAGGUCAUAAUUCAGCAACCGAGUAUUUCAGACUUGGGGAUCUAGUCAAUAAAAGGGUUGCCUAAUAUUUGGAAAGAAUGGUCGCACAUGAGGUUCUGUUUACAUAUCAAUAUACACUAUAGCUAUCAGCUAUGUUAGGAAUGUUACAAUUCUUCUAGAUUCCAAAACUGAACGAGAUCAAGAUGACGUUGGCCUUCCAUCAAUAUUCAGUAAGAUGAUAUAUUCUGUGGAGCUGAUUCAUGGGCAAGGCAUAAACCUGUUCCUCUGAGCAGCCUCUGUGAGGUACUCCCUCCUUGGGAGUAUUCAGAGAGAGCUAUUUAAAUGUCUGGCAGAAUAUUGUGUGCACAUUGAUUGGGGAAGAUCAACUCAAGAUGAACACUUCCAUCGCAAUCCUGCUCAUUCUCUCACUCCAGUUUACUGGUGAGUUUUCUGUGUCUGGUGAUCGUUUAGAAAGAUUGUAUCGUUCACUGAGUGGUCAUCAUGUAUUUAUAUUGUGUAGUCUAUAGCUAAGUGUAAUUCAAAUGUAAUAUGAAGAUCUCUUUACAGAACCUUCAAUGUCAGCCUUCGUAUUGUUGGAUAUAUAGUGGGGUUUCAGCAAAGAUACUUAAAUAUGUCUCUUGUGUUACUCAUCAUGGCAGGGACAUGAGAUAAAUGUAUGAAUUCAAGUCCUACUGGAGGUAUUCAGUGUCCUUUAUAAUUAUACCGGUAUUUUACAUGUCAGAGGUAUUUCGAUAUAUUCCAUCAAUACAAGUUCCUGAGGAACGAGGUAGAUGAGAUAUAUUCAGGUAGUUUAAUAGCAAUAAACAUUGAGUAGCUACAACAUUAAACCCACUGACAGGUAAAGUGUAUAACAUUGAUUAUAUCGUUACAAUGUCACUCGUCAUGGGUGGGAUAUAUUAGGCAGCAGGUGAACAGUCAGUUCUUAAAAUAUUUGUGUUUGAAGCAAGUAAAAUAGGCAAUUGAAAAGAUCAAAAGACUUUGUCAAGGGUCAAAUAUUUUCCCAGAUCUCAAUCCAAUUGCAGAAUUUAAAGGAUUUGCUGCUGUUUUGGUCCCACUUACCACAGGACAUGUAGAGCCCAUGUCUUGAUGUCAGGGGCAUAACUAGAGCAUUUGGCACCAGGGGCAGAUCCUGUGUUUGACAACCUCCACCCCCUCAAAUGUAAAAAAACACACGCUGCUUCAAAGUGUAUGCCUGGAGAUAUUCUGGAGAUAAACUGGAGGUAAUCUGAGGUCAGGGCUGGUACAAGGAUUUCUGCUGCCGUAGGCAAACAAAAUUUUGCUGCCCCCCAUAUGCUCUGCCCACCAUGUGACAUCACAAUGCCCGCCCAUAUGUCCACAUACAUGGCCCACCCAUGAGUUCGCUCACAGGGAGUGGAGUGUAUGUGUGUAGGGGAUGUGUUAUGUGUUAUUGUAGAGGAUGCAAUGUGUGCGUGUUCUUAUGGAAUGUAGUGUAUAGGGAUACCAGUUUGUGUAAGGGAUGCAGUGCGUGUUUGUACGUAAGUAAUGCAUUGUGUGUUUCUGGGUGUGUGUGUGUGUGUGUAAGGGAUGCAUUGUGUGAAUCUGUGUUUGUAUGUGUAAGGGAUGCAAAGUGUGUUUCUGUGUAUGUAAUGUAAUGCAGUGUGUGUAAGAGAUGCAUUGUGUUUCUGUGUGUGUAAGGAAGCAGUGUGUGUGUGUGUGUGCGCGUCUGUGUGUGCGUGCGUAAGGGAUGCAUUGUGUGUUUUUGUAUGUAAGGGAUGCAGUGUGUGCAAGGGCUGCAUUGUGUGUGUGUGUAAUGGAUGUAUUGUGUGUUGCUGUGUGAGUAUGUUUCGGUGUGUCUGUGUUUGUGUAGGGAUGCAUUGUGUAUGUGUGUAAUGUAGAAGAGAGGGUUUGUUGGGUAGGAUAGGGACUGAGAGGGGAGCAGCUAUUUUUUUUAAUUAUAUUUAUUUUGUUAAUAUAAUUUUUUUAUGUAUAUUUUUUCUUUACGUUUUGUGUCUUACACUCCCCUUUAGUGUAUCUCUUACAAGCUCCUUGUGUGUCUCUUAUCACCCCCUCUUUGUAUGUCUCCUACAUCCUCCGAACCCCUUUUAAUGUCUUACUUCCCCCCAGCUCCUCUGUGUCUUACUCUUCCCAACCCCUUUGUGUGUCCACCCCUCAUCCCCCCCCUCCCCCCCCCCAAGCUUCUGUUUCCUGUACCCGGCCGGACUGGAAGAAAGUAAUAAUAUAUAUAAAUUAGAGUAUGUAUAAAAUUCUGAAAACUAAUCUAUUGUUUCUUAUCCCAUACAGGAUCAUUAUGUCAAAGUAACACAACUUCAGGUAAGCUAUAUAUAACAUAAUACCUAGCGGACUCACUCACUAAACAGCCAUUUCAAGUAUCACAGAUUGUAAUAGUUCUUUUUAAAAACACCUCACCUAGGUAACAUUAAUUAGUUAUUGUAUGUGACCAUGUAUGUACAUAAGCCUGCCACAACGUCAAUGUACCCCAUUCUUGGCAAGGUCCUACUCUAGCAGCCUAAUGUCUACUAAUAUGAGACCGAUACACUUACGGGGGAAAUUCUUCCUCCUCGGACUCUCCGCAGGUCAAGGUUAAAUAGGAUCCUGGAAUGAGGCACCUGUGACACGGAGAAGUGCAAACCCUGGGAGUCGGCCUAGACUCCCAAAUAUAUUAAUACACCCAAGAGGCUGCACUCACCUGAACAUGCAGACAUUAUAGGAUGCUGCCGGGGCCAAUUCAUACAACAAACAACAUCCAACGCACUCACAAUUAUUUUAAAGCUCACAAAAUGUAAUAGUUUUUUUUCAAACCACUAACCUAGGCAAUAAUAAUGUGGUUUAGUUACAUUGCAUUGAACUGUAUGAUCAGAGGUGCAACUAGAAACCACGGGGCCCUAAAUCCCCCCUCCCAUAUGUCUAACCCAGCCAGUCCCUCCAUGUGUCUCAUUCACUCCCCACAGGGUGAGUGUAGCAUGGUUGGGGGGGGGAUGGAGGUGUUAAUGAGAUAGGGUGACUGUGGCAGGGUGAAAGGGGGCGAGUGUGACAGAGUGAUGGAGAAUAAAUGUGGCAAGAUUGGAGAGGGAGAAGGGGGAAGAGUGACAGUGCCAGAAAAGGUGAGAGUAAUAGGGUUAAUAUGGCAGAGCGAUGGGAGGUAAGUAUGGCAUGGGUGAGUGACAGGAUUGUGGAGUGUGGCAGGGUGAAGGGGGUGACAGUGUGUGUGGUGGGGUCACAGUUACACAGACACACAGAUGCAUACACUAACACAUAUGCAGAUAAACAAACACAGAUUAUUGUACAUGCAGAUCCACAUCGUUUAACACAUACAGAUACACACACUGACACACAUGCUGAUACACAGACACAUACAGACACAGAUGCACAGAUACACACACUGACACACAUGCAAAUACAGACACACAAACUAACACACAGAUAGAUACACAGAAUGACACUCCUACAGAUACAAGCACUGACACACAUGCAAAAACACAGAUACAAGCACUGACACACAGAUACACAUAUAUACACACAUGCAGAUACACAUACACUUAAGGACAAACAUUCAGAUACACAGAAUGACACUUAUAUAGAUACAAACAGUGACACGCAUGCGGAUACAUAGGGCAAAUACACAGACAUACAGAUACAGAUACACAUACAGACACACAUGCCGAAAAAGAGAUACCCAUAGAGACUCGCACAUACAGACACAUACAUACAUGCAGACAUACAUAUCCACAUACAGAACACAUACAUACAUACAUAGAGACACACACACAUGUAAAAUGUUUUAGUCACCCUCCUGUUUCCUACCUUUUAGGUGCCGAGAUAAUCCAUUCACCUCACAGGUGUGACAUAUCAAGAUGCUGAUUAGACAGCAUGAUUAUUGCACAGGUGUGCCUUAGCCUGGCCACAAUAAAGGCCGGUCUGAAAUGUGCAGUUUUACUUUUAUUAUGGGGACCCAGGGGGGGUCCAAAAACUAGUCAGUAUAUGGUGUGACCACCAUUUGCCUCACACAGUGCAACACAUUUCCUUCGCAUAGAGUUGAUCAGGUAGUUGAUUGUGGCCUGUGGAAUGUUGGUCCACUCCUCUUCAAUGGCUGUGCGAAGUUGCUGGAUAUUGGCAGGACCUGGAACACGCUGUCGUAUACGCCGAUCCAGAGCAUCCCAAACACGCUCAAUGGGUGGCAUAUCCGGUGAGUAUGCUGGCCAUGCAUAAACUGGGAUGUUUUCAGCUUCCAGGAAUUGUGUACAGAUCCUUGCAACAUGAGGCAAUGCAUUAUCAUGCUGCAACAUGAGGUGAUGGUGAAUGAAUGGCACAACAAUGGGCCUCAGGAUCUCCUUACAGUAUCUCUGUGCAUUCAAAAUGUCAUCAAUAAAAUGCACUUGUGUUCAUUGUCCAUAACAUACACCUGCCCAUACCAUAACCCCACUGCCACCAAGGGCCACUCGAUCCACAACGUUGAUGUCAGCAAGCCGCUCACCCACACAACACCAUACACGUUGUGUGCCAUCUGCCCUGUACAGUGAAAACACAGAUUAAUCCGUGAAGAGAACACCUCUCCAAAGUGCCAGACAUCAUCGAAUGUGAGCAUUUGCCCGCUCAAGUCGGUUACGACGACAAACUGCAGUAAGGUAAAGACCCCGAUGAGGACAACGAGCAUGCAGAUGAGCUUCUCUGAGACGGUUUCUGACAGUUUGUGCAGAAAUUCUUUGGUUAUGCAAACCGAUUGUUGCAGCAGCUGUCAGGGUGGCUGGUCUCAGACGAUCUUGGAGGUGAAAAUGCUGGAUGUGGAGGUCCUGGGCUGGUGUGGUUACACGUGGUCUGUGGUUGUGAGGCUGGUUGGAUGUACUGCCAAAUUCUGUGAAACACCUUUGGAGAUGGCUUAUGGUAGAAACAUGAACAUUCAAUUCACAGCAACAGCUCUGGUGGGCAUUCCUGCAGUCAGCAUGCCAAUUGCACGCUCCCUCAAAACUUGCAACAUCUGUGGCAUUGUGCUGUGUGAUAAAACUGCACAUUUCAGAGUGGCCUAUUAUUGUGGCCAGCCAAAGGCACACCUGUGCAAUAAUCAUGCUGUCUAAUCAGCAUCUUGAUAUGCCACACCUGUGAGGUGGAUGGAUUAUCUCGGCAAAGGAGAAGUGCUCACUAACACAGAUUUAGACAGAUUUGUGAACAAUAUUUGAGAGAAAUAGGCCUUUUGCAUAGAUAGAAAAAGUCUUAGAUCUUUGAGUUAAGCUCAUGAAAAAUGGGGACAGAAACAAAAAAGUGUUGCAUUUAUUAAUUGUGUUCAGUGUAGAUAGACAGACAGAUAAAAGGCCAUAUUGGACCUUUUGCUUAAGUGAUCAACGACAACGAUUUAUUUCAGAUAAAUGUGAAAGGUUUGCUUUAGGCACUAUUAACUCACUUCUGACUUUUCUCCCAUUGAUUUGGCAUUGCAACUACAGCAACUACAGCAACUAUGGCACCUACAACAACGACAGCCAGCGAAGGAGUUCCCGGAUGGGGAGUUGCUCUCAUAGUUCUGUGUUCUGUGGCUGUCUUCCUCCUUUUGGUCGGCAUUUGUUUUAUAGUAAGUAGAAAGCCUCUUUUGAGGGUAAAAUCAGAUCAAAGUUGGUGAAUUCUUCCUAAUUUUAAUUUAAUUUGUUUAGUUUCCUUGUAAAUACAAUCCGCAGUUUGGAGCAUGUAAUGUGUGCUAUUUUGCCAAAAGGAUUAGGAAGCUGAUUGUAAAAUGUGAGCUAAAAGAACAAUUUCUUUUCCAUCUGACAAUGUUUCUCCAUUUCAUUCUCUCUUAUCCAGGUACCCGAUUUCAAUAAUUAAUUCUCUCUGAUCCACGUUCCCUAUUUCAAUAAUUAAUUCUCUCUGAUCCACGUUCCCUAUUUCAAUAAUAAAUUCUCUCUGAUCCACGUUCCCUAUUUCAAUAAUUAAUUCUCUCUGAUCCACGUUCCCUAUUUCAAUAAUUAAUUCUCUCUGAUCCACGUUCCCUAUUUCAAUAAUUAAUUAUCUCUGAUCCACGUUCCCUAUUUCAAUAAUUAAUUAUCUCUGAUCCACGUUCCCUAUUUCAAUAAUUCAUUUUCUCUGAUCCACGUUCCCUAUUUCAAUAAUUCAUUCUCUCUGAUCCACGUUCCCUAUUUCAAUAAUUCAUUCUCUCUGAUCCACGUUCCCUAUUUCAAUCAUUCAUUCUCUCUGAUCCACGUUCCCCUCAUUUCAUCCACGUUCCCUAUUUCAUUCUCUCUGAUCCACGUUCCCUAUUUCAGUAAUUCAUUCCACGUUCCCUAUUUCAAUAAUUAAAUCCACGUUCCCUAUUUCAAUAAUUAAUUGUCUCUGAUCCACGUUCCCUAUUUCAAUAAUUAAUUCUCUCUGAUCCACGUUCCCUAUUUCAAUAAUUAAUGAUCCACGUUCCCUAUUUCUCUCUGAUCCACGUUCCCUAUUUCAAUAAUUAAUUCUCUCUGAUCCACGUUCCCUAUUUCAAUAAUUAAUUAUCUCUGAUCCACGUUCCCUAUUUCAAUAAUUCAUUUUCUCUGAUCCACGUUCCCUAUUUCAAUAAUUCAUUUCUCUGAUCCACGUUCCCUAUUUCAAUAAUUCAUUCUCUCUGAUCCACGUUCCCUAUUUCAAUAAUUCAUUCUCUCUGAUCCACGUUCCCUAUUUCAAUCAUUCAUUCUCUCUGAUCCACGUUCCCUAUUUCAGUAAUUCAUUUUCUCUAAUCCACGUUCCCUAUUUCAAUAAUUAAUUGUCUCUGAUCCACGUUCCCUAUUUCAAUAAUUAAUUCUCUCUGAUCCACGUUCCCUCUUUCAAUAUUUCAUUCUCUCUGAUCCACGUUCCCUUUUUGCUAUCUUUCAUUCUCUCUGAUCCACGUUCCCGAUUUCAAUAAUUCAUUCUCUCUGAUCCACGGUGUCUAUUAGACUUCGAGAUUUCUUGCGGUCCAAACUGUAAUUUGUCCGAAUAUUGGACCUGAUUGGGUGAUUGUUCGAAUUCCCGAACUCCAAGCUCUGCCCUACUCCAAUAGCGUCUCUUUGAUUUCCAAGCAAGGCAUAGCUCCAGAAUUUUCUAAUUUCUGUUGAGUUUCGCUAUAAAUCAGGAGGCCCUGUAUUGGUAAAUUCAGCUUUUAGUUCUGUUCAAGAAUGAAAUAAACCCAGCUAUAAAUUAUUAAUUCCAUUUAUGUUUGGCAGCCAUUUGAUUCCUUAUUUGUUUGGUCCAACUAGAGCUAUGAGUUUUGAGUGCUAGAGAUAUUAUUCCUACUUUUUUCUCUCAUAUCACGCACUUUUCUACUUUCCGAGCUAUAACAUUGGAUUUCUUUAUUUAAUUUUUUUCAGAUCAUUGCUCAGCGGAACUAGUGCAGAACAUCAACAAAGAUGAACUCUCAAAGCCUAGCAUCUCGGUGUUUACCUGCUAGUGUUAAUCUCUCUCUAUUUUGGGCGUUUUGGAUUUACCAUAGAGGUGGCUUCUUGCCGUAUGACAAGGGAAGAGACGCAGUAUUACAUUGUGUAACUUCAGUAACUGUGUAUUAUGAAUAUGAAUAAAAUAUAAACUGACUUACCCACGAGCAUAUGGUGUUACAUAUCAAAGUAAAUAAAUAAAUGAUGUGAUAG